Pecten maximus is the source of this 9403-nucleotide messenger RNA. Its product is annotated as guanine nucleotide-binding protein subunit alpha-12-like. Gene Ontology annotation, cellular component: heterotrimeric G-protein complex. Gene Ontology annotation, biological process: Rho protein signal transduction; adenylate cyclase-modulating G protein-coupled receptor signaling pathway. The transcript is spliced from 4 exons. The coding region runs from base 3 to 1103 and encodes 366 amino acids. Gene Ontology annotation, molecular function: guanyl nucleotide binding; GTPase activity; G protein-coupled receptor binding. The record is from RefSeq and is a predicted model, not a curated record. Lineage: Eukaryota; Metazoa; Mollusca; Bivalvia; Pectinida; Pectinidae.
AAAUGGCUGACAUAGUAAUGUCAUGUUGUAUGUCUGACCAAGAAAGGGAGCAGAAAAGUCGAAGUAGGAGUAUAGACAAAACUCUAGCCAAGGAGAAAAUUCAGUUCAGAAGGACUAUUAAGAUUUUGUUACUAGGGGCCGGAGAAAGUGGUAAAAGUACUUUUUUGAAACAAAUGAGGAUAAUCCACGGACAAAAUUUCGACGAUGAAGCCCUCCGAGAGUUUAAAGUUGUCAUUUUUGCAAACAUUGUGAAAGGUAUGCGUGUUCUUAUAGAUGCUAGAGACAAAUUAGGAAUACCUUGGGGAAACGAAGCUAAUGCGAAGCAUGCAAGCUAUGUCUUUAGUUAUGACACAAACAACAAAUUAGAUGAGACAACGUUCUGGGACUACGUCGAACCGAUGAAGAAUCUCUGGGGAGAUUCUGCUAUUUUAGCUGCCUUUGACAGAAGACGAGAAUUUCAGCUGAUAAUGAAGAGGAUUACGGGUGAGUCACUGAAAUAUUUCCUGGACAGCCUCCAUAGGAUCGCACAGAGAACCUACAUUCCAACCAAACAGGAUAUACUACAUGCCAGAAAAGCAACAAAGGGCAUCAUUGAGCACACCAUCGACAUCAGUGGGGUGCCUUUCUUGUUUGUGGAUGUUGGAGGUCAAAGGUCACAGAGACAGAAGUGGUACCAGUGUUUCGAGGGUAUAACGUCCAUUCUAUUUCUGGCGUCAUCGAGUGAGUACGAUCAGGUGUUGCUGGAAGAUAGGAGAACAAACCGCCUGCAGGAAUCUUGCAUUAUAUUUGAGACUAUUAUUAACAACAGAAAUUUCAAAAAUGUGGCAAUUAUCUUGUUUCUGAAUAAAUUUGAUCUGCUACAGGAAAAGGUGAUACUUGUAAGUAUUAAAGACUACUUUCCGGAGUUCGAUGGAAACCCACACAACCUGGAGGAUGUGCAGAACUUUAUGUUGACAAUGUUUGAUUCACGACGCCGGGAACGUGUGAAGCCUCUUUUUCACCAUUUUACCACAGCAAUAGACACUGAGAAUAUCAAGUUUGUGUUCCAGGCAGUAAAAGACACCAUACUCCAGGAUAACCUUAAGUCACUGAUGUUACAGUGAGUUUCUCCUUCAGCCUGACCUUGGCAAGAAUUAUGGUAUAUAUAUUAUAUGUGACCUUGAGGUUCUUCCUGCAGCCUGAUCCUGGGGAGGCUCCAGCCCUCAUUGUACCCUAGAUUUAGGACAUGGGGCCCCUGGAAUUGGCUCUUACCCCAUGGGUGUGCUGAGCAAAACUUUGUCCUUUACUGAGCUUUAGGGUAUGUAUAAUCCCAUCACCAAUCUUAGGAUUACUGUGUCUGGAGCCGGAUACAGCAAAGCCCCCUCCCACCGCCAGACCAUGGGGCCAGGUGUUCUCAACGAAAGUGUGACAAUUGACACUGUUGACUUAGAAAGCCUUAUAGAGGCUCAUCUUCAUUCUCACCUCAAUGCCAAUAUCUGAUUGUCUACAUACGAGGUGCUGUACUGCUUGUACCAAAAUAUGCUGACCUAAGGUUUGAUGUGAUGCAGAUUGUAUAUAAGCAGGUAGAAACUGGAUCAUAUGGGUAAUACCAUAUAUGGUAGUCAUGAACAAUCUAGGUAUGAUCAUUGCCUACCAUGAUUUGUUAUAUGACCCACUAAUCCUAAUGGGACUGGAUUAUCUGCUUAUUAAUUAGAUCUUUAUAAACUGCAUAAACACAAACCAUUCUUCUGCUGCAUUUUUUUUAAAAAUCCCUUCAUUUUUUUUUUUUUUGCUGGUAAAUCUGUUCUUAGGAUUUCUUGACUGGCUGUUGGUGAAUUUAGAUACAGCUGUACGUACAUGUAGACCUGCUCAAGACUGACGAUAAGCUGUGGACUAUGUUAUAAACAGUGUAUGAUAGAUUUUACAGUGAUGGUGAAGGAUUGUAACAAUAUAUACACUAGUAUUGAUACAUCAUACACUAUAUAUAUAAUUCUAUACUUACAGGGAUGGGUGUUUUAUACAGUGUACACAUACAUACCCACACAGUUGUUUUUCUUAAUAUUGGUAAAUAAUGUUUAUUUCACAACAUAUUGUUAUUAUGUAACCUCUUAUAUUCAGCUUGUCUGGCCAGAGGCCUAGGACAAGUGAAACUGAUGCCAUGACAUGGUGUUCGUCGUUCGUCUCAAAUGAGUUGACAUUUUCGGUCACGCAGUUCACAAUUAAAGAUGGCCACCCUUGUACCUGCUUCGUUUGGCUGAGAUGUUUCUGACUUGAGUUCCAUCUGACGUAUUACUGUUAAUCAAGAUUGGUUCAAAUAUACUACAAGUCUUUUUAUUGUAAUGCUUAGGGCAAUUCCAGUUAAAUAUAUAUAUAUACCCACCAGGUAUGUGGGUUCUAGUUGUAGAAAAUACAGUUUCUUAUACAGUACUGUUUGUUUUAUAACUAAAUCACUUCUAUUGGUGGUUCCUAUAUGACACAACUGGAGUCCCACAUCCCCAUGUUGGUUAGAUAUUUUACUGUAAUAGCUCUUAAUAAAAAAUCCAAGAUUGCAAAUUGAAAGAAAUAUUUUCAACAUUAUGUUCCCAGUUCCUACAUUGUAUAUGCACUAACAGAAUGUAUAUAUAGUCAGGUGAGCAUUAUGGAUCCUGUGAGCCUCUGGGUUUGAAGAGAUUGAGUUGGUGGUACAGGAGGAGGGGGAGAAGUUCCUACUGAAGGAGGGGCAGGGGUUGGUAUUCGGGGAGGGGGUUGGGUAAGUAAAUUCCAUGUUGUCAUAAUUACAAAGUAAUUAAGUCCAUUUAUGUAACCAAUUUCCAAAGAUUAACUGGAUAUAGCAAUUGGCUAAGGCCAGUGGCAUUGUGCUUAGUGAUUGGACGAGACCAGUGAUGAUGUACUGAUUAAAACGAUUGGCUGAUGCCAGUGAUGAGAUAUGUUUAGUGAUGAUGAUGAUGAUUGCUGACCUCCUGAUAAUAUAUUGCUCAGUGUGUAAUCCCGUCGACCCACUAUAUGGUUGUGAUGUAAGGGUACUGCAAGUACUCCACCUGUGUCACAUACCGGUAGUUACAAAUGUAUCAAUCAUAUGUGUGACAGCUGUAUACCCGUGUGAAUGCAUGGUUAGUGAUUUUUAAUUGUUUAUAUAUUCAGAUAUAAUUAUUCAUUGCAGAAGAGUAUUUCAGUUUUAUUUCACCUGUUUCAAAGAGACAUAUAUACAUUGUAGUUGCUACUGUAAACAUAGACCUCUAAGCAUGCAACGUAUACAGUACACCUGUGUGAAGUUAAAGUUAUUAACAGUAUGAAUAUGUGUAUGUAUGAACAUUUUUUUUGAAUGAAUGAGAUUUGUUUACAUUUUAGCUACUGUAAUAUAUAUAGAUAUAAAUAUUAUUGUAGAAUUAUGCAUGUAAUAAUUAUAUCCAUUGACAAUUAUGUACAUAUGUAUUUAAGAAUGUACAGGUGGUAUUACUUGUAUAUGUUUUUGUAGCAAGAAAUAUCCAAUUACUCAAAGGUAGAUUGGCUCUGUGUGCUGCAUUUUGUCACAGUAAAAUACAUGUAUCAGAAUAUCAGUUUGUACAUAUAUCAGAUGCAAGUAAGAAAUUGAACAAAAAUAUAACUGACACAGAAUUCCCAUAUAUUAAGUGUCUUUACAAAGCCCUCUACAUCUUCUUAUUUUGGUAAAGAACAGAGGAAAUGACAUCAAAAUUUAAACAUUUUAGUGACAGUUAAACAUUUAAAAUGUUUGUAUUGAUUUUUUAGUAUGAAAUCCACAGCAGAUUACAAUUAUCAACACUCAACAUUUUAACAGAAUAUAUAUACAGGUUUUCAUGGAUUACAUCCACAUUUGAAUAUGAAACAAUACUGUAAGUAAUACAUCCACACCUAUACAUUCACUGUAACUUUUUGUGAAUAUAACCUUUAAUUUCAAGUAUAUUACUAUUGUUAGCCGGCUGGAAGUUUACAGAUUAGUUCUGGGAACAUAUCUGGUUUUUCUAGUAAUGUAUCCAGGGAGCCUGCUCUUGAUCUGUAUCAAUAUUAGAUACCUGUUAUAUAUUUUCACAUCAGUACAGAUUUUUAAAAAAGUUUUGUUUUCAAAGCACACUGAAAAAAGUACCUAGAGAAUGAGAUGGGUAAAAAAUAAAUUAUUGUUUCUUACAUCAAAUUACAUGUGUUAAAAUAUUACCAAUAUUGAUGACAGGUAUGAGGUCAGUGCACGUGUUAUCCAACCUGUAUUGUCUUUUUAUCAAUGUCAAAAUGAAAUGUAAUGGCCAGACUGGUAUCUGGUAUGUGACCUCUGAACUGUAAAAAUCCAAAACAAAAAAUUGGUCGACCAACUAAUCAUGAGCAGCCUGACUUGCAAAUGGUCGUUAUGACCGACUCAUGAUCAGUCCAAUACUGCUGUCAACAAAAAAUAAGACGACAAAAUAAACACUCUUGACCCCUCUAUGGGUAUACCUUUUUGAAAGUCAAAUUUUAAUUAACAGGAAAGGUAAGAACCUCCAAUCUCUAGAUAGAUCAUGCUCAUCAUCAUGAAUGAAAUACCCUGUCACAAAGCAAGCAAUCCACCAUUUUCAGUUUCACUACAUUAUAACAAUUUAUGUCUAGAUAUUGGAUAAAAAUGAUGAUUAUUUGGAUACCCAGAUGUAUGUUGGAUGGAAAUCAUAUGUUAUUAUACCAUGGAGAUGAAAUUUGCUGUCAUGAUUAAAAAAAAAAUGCUUAUUUUUGUACAUAAAAAACAGAGGCAAAGUAGCUUCCUUUGUAUGAGAACAUUAACAUCCCUGAAAUAUGAAAAACGAAAAGCUCUUCUAGGGUCCAAUACUAUUGCUCUGGUGUUGUCCUCUAGUGUACAAUACUGUUGCUCAGGUGUUGUCCUCUAUAGGGUACAAUACUGUUGCUCUGGUGUUGUCCUCUAGGGUACAAUACUGUUGCUCUGGUGUUGUCCUCUAGGGUACAAUACUGUUGCUCUGGUGUUGUCCUCUAGGGUACAAUACUGUUGCUCUGGUGUUGUCCUCUAGGGUACAAUACUGUUGCUCAGGUGUUGUCCUCUAGUGUACAAUACUGUUGCUCAGGUGUUGUCCUCUAGGGUACAAUACUGUUGCUCUGGUGUUGUCCUCUAUAGGGUACAAUACUGUUGCUCAGGUGUUGUCCUCUAGUGUACAAUACUGUUGCUCUGGUGUUGUCCUCUAGGGUACAAUACUGUUGCUCUGGUGUUGUCCUCUUGGGUACAAUACUGUUGCUCUGGUAUUGUCCUCUUGGGUACAAUACUGUUGCUCUGGUGUUGUCCUCUUGGGUACAAUACUGUUGCUCUGGUGUUGUCCUCUUGGGUACAAUACUGUUGCUCAGGUUAAGAUCUGUAGCUGUCUUUUGCUGACCAUUUUUAGCUCGCCUAUUUGAAGAAAAGCUGCUUACUGGCAUGGUAUAGUUAAAAGCUUUGUUUCAGGUGUGACAAUAAUUCAUGUGACCUUUGUUUGUAUGGAUCUGUACUUAUAUAUACUUACGAGGCUGCUGAACAUUUGGCUUUGAGGUUUUUUUGCAUGAGCCAAACAUUGAGGUAGUUGUUGACUAAAUUUGUUUUCAAAUAUUAUUUUUUUGAAUAGGCGAGCUAAGCUUUUUACCAAACAGUUCUAGUUUUAAGCUCCAUAAAUGGAGAAUAUAUGUGUACAGCUAUAUUACGCACAAUAUACAAUGCAACAGUUACAUAUGAUGAUGUCUAGCUAGUAGUCUGGGUAUUUUUAUGGUGGUGGCCUUAGGGUUCACCUUUAGCUUGUGACCAUUGGAGUUCACUCCCUUUGAGGACUCUUUUGCUGAUCUGUAUAUUAUUCUUGUUUUAAUUUUUAGGAAACACGUAUAGAUGUUAUUUGGCAUCAGAGCCUGUAUAUGUAUAACCAUAUACUUGGACAGAAAAACAUGUUAAGAUUUUCUAUGUUUACCAGGUAAUUCUUGAAUUUAAUUUUUCUAUCAUCGUUUUUCCUUUCGGACAUUAAUUUACAUAUUUGUCAUUAUUGACGAUGAAACAAACUGCUGAUGGAACUUUCCUUUUCAAUUUUGGUGUUGGUGUUUGAUUUCCCUGUGUUUAAAUUUCGGGUAGUGUUGGUAAUCCCCGAGACAUAAUGAUGGAUAGAUAAUUUUAGAGUCUCACUAUUUUGAGUGAAGUAUACAUGUAUACAUUAGAGAACUCAUACAUCAUGUAUGUAUUGUGGUGGACACUAUGUUUCUUGAGCCAUUUUUACUUGCCACACAUAAAAUAUACAACAAUCUCUAAAUCACCACAAUCUCUAAAUAUCUUUCUAUUUCAAUAUAAAUCUACAUAUUUUAAUAAUCCUAUCUGUUAUUAGCUUUAUAUCGAGAAACAUAUUAAAAAAGUCAUUCAUCAUGUGAGUACCAUUGUUGAAUGCUUUAUCAAAACAUUUAUCCAUAUUGUUUUUUGUGCAAUUGACAAAGGAAAAAAAAGUAGUAGAUCUUAGGUACAUCCUAAAUAUAGACACUACUGGAAUAUGUGCAAUUGUUUUUUUAUAUGAAAACUUUUAAAUAAAUCAUUUUUAAAGAUUAUGUCAGGAAGAUGUCAUGUUCAGUAUCAUGUAAUUUGAGUUGAAAUCUUUUGGAUCACAUUAUCAUUAUGUACAAUAUACCUGCUUCUCAGACACAAAUGAUCACUGCCAUUCUGGUAUGUGUACAUGAAUGUAGUGUCUUACAGUAUGAUAGUGCUAGGUGUGGACUUCACUAUACCUGGAUUUACCACUGGAUAUCCAGUAUUUGAACAUGUUAUAGGGAUAUGCCAUAUUUCUUAUCUUUAUAAUAUGUUUAAUAAAUACUGUAUGCUUCUAUUUUCCGAAGAAAAAAACCCCAUCUUGAUAUAUUUUAAACAUACAAGGUGUUUUGAUCUUAGAGGAGACCGGAGGCCGCGGUGGCCGAGUGAUUAAGGUGUCCCGACACUUUAUCACUAGCCCUCCACCACUGGGUUGCGAGUUCGAAACCUACGUGGGGCAGUUGCCAGGUACUGACCGUAGGCCGGUGGUUUUUCUCCGGGUUCUCCGGCUUUCCUCCACCUCCAAAACCUGGCACGUCCUUAAAUGAUCCUAGCUGUUAAUAGGACGUUAAACAAAAACAAACCAAAUAGAGGAGACCAGAGUAUACCUAGAGAAAACCAUGUGGUCAGACAGGAGGCGACCCUGUACCUUUUGUUGUUUCACCAGGGAGUGAAUCAGCUGAUUUGUGCGAGUGUACAGUUACUCAUGGAAACUCUUUAUAUGUUCAAUAUUCAUAAGAAUUUUUAUGAUUAUUAUAUCUCAUUGAAAAUAUAUAUUCCUCAAAGAAUACUGGGUCAACAUCUUAUAGUUUAAUAAAAAAAAUAAAAAUCAGUUGUGUGUCUGUGUUACAAUGUACAUGAUUAUACAUUAUAUGGAAUAGUUUGUUUUUUUCAUUUAAAAAUGUUUUAUUUAUAAUGAAAAAAAGAAAGUGUAAUUUGGCUGAUACUGUUUUGUAUGAACUUCUUCAUUUUGUGUGAAGACAAUGUGCCUUUUAUAUAGCAUUGAGAUUGAUAUAUGUUGCUGAAAAUCCUGAUAUUCCAGACAUAGGGUAGACAUGAAUAGUUUUGCUUUUGUUAUUGCUUGUCCACUUUAGCCAGUAAGUACAGACCUGUUAUUUUCUCAGACAUUGUUAAUCAGGAUAUUUACUAAUUCUUUAAACAAAUAUUUCCUGAAUAUUACUUUUUCUACAUCGAGGAUUUUUAUAUUUAAAAUCUUUAUCAUAUAUUGGCGUCAGAUAAAUGAUUAAAAAUCUGUUAAAAGUCAGACUAAUGAUCAUGAGGUAAGCUGUACCUCAUCACAGGGAUUUGUAAUAUGCCUAGAAAAUGUGUGUUAUACCAAUAUCCAAUUUAUAAUCAUGUUAAAUAUAGCCAUGUGUUUUGCCAAAAGGUCUUACCAAUGCUAUUGUGUGGUUAAGUGUUGUUGUCAAUAUGCUACUACGUAGCAACCUGUUUUAAUCUAUACUUCAUGUAUACGUAGACAUAUACAAAUAUCUAUAUAUCUACAAGAACGCAUGCUGUCAUACUGUACAAGGGUAGUUGUUGUGUGAUUAAAAAGAUGUGCGAAACACUUACACUGAUAUUUUCCACCAAUUUUCAUGAAUAAUUGUUUUGAUUUUUUGUAUUGUGAAAUAUUUGCAUUUGGUUGGUUCCUUUAAGAGCAAAUUUAUAUCUUCUAGGUAAUUAUAUUAUAAAAAAGAACAAAAGAUGUUCAAUAUAUCGACUUUUAAUGAGAAUAUUUCAGAUCGAAAUCAAUACCAUUCAUUUGUUAAUUUUUGGAUGGUGGUCUUAUAAUGUGUUGUGUCCUUUUGAUAUGAUGAUUGUCAAAAUAUAUACAGAGACGAGUAUACAUUUUCCAAGUUAGAUAUUUUAAUAGUCCAAUGCAUUUAUUGCUUGUAUGCACAUGGAUUUACAUAUUUAUAAUUAUGAUUUAAUGCUAGUUGUGUCGGAUAGACAAUAGUUAGGACUUAUUAUAAAUAAGACAAUAGAUUAAACAGUGUAGACUGCAUAAUUAGGAGUAUAUGGCACAAAUCAAAAUAUAUAUGCCAUUUACAGGGGUGAAUUGGAGUUGUCCACAUUAAAGCAGGGUUAAAAUACUUUGAUAUGGCCAGUUCAUUUUCAUAAUGGCACACCUGGUGCAUUCACAAUUCCUGUUUAAAGAAUGGGCUAAAGCCACGUGACACAGCACAAUCUAUUGUUAGUUCAUAAACAUUUCGCUGGGCAUUUAUUUUGAUAUUAAUUGAAUGUCACAGACAUUUGGCGAGCUUAUCUAAACUGAAUCGGUCUAAUAUGAGCUUCAUGCAUUUGACCAGUGUUAGUUUAAAAGGCAUAUUUUGGACAACAUUUGACAGUGUUGGUUAACCUGUGUACUUGGGCCAAUGCACUACAUUUGACCAGUGUUGGUUUAUACCUAUGUACUUAGGUCAAUGAGCUAUAUUUGAGCAAUGUUGGUUUACUUGUGUACGUGGGCCAAUGCACUACAUUUGACCAGUGUUGGUUUACUUGUGUACUUGGGCCAAUGCACUACAUUUGACCAAUGUUGGUUUACUUGUGUACUUGGGCCAAUUGGUUAACCAGUGUAGGUUGGUUUUCUUGUAAAUUUGGUCCAUUGAACUCCCAAGUUAUUAUCGACACACGUGGUAGACUGUUGUUGCUGUUACUUUAUUCUAUCAACGUUUUUGUCAGAUUGACACACUUCUAACAAUAUCUGUGUUGUUUGGCUGGAUGUGCUGUUUGACCAGUGCUUUCGUUUACCUGUAAUUUUCGUUGUACACGUGGACAGGUAUGCCAGUUGUUAACCUGUAAACAGAGACUUUGCGUACAUGAUGCAUCAUUGAUUGUGUCUGGUCACUCUAGUAAGUGGACAUGUCAUUCAUUGAUAACAAUUAUUAUGAAUAAAUAAUUACCAUUUAA